GAAAUCUUGAAACAUUUCUUCAAACUUAUUCUCUCAUAUUGCUAACAAUUAAGAAAUGGUUUUAGUCUUUGACUGAAUAAACAAAAUGUUCGAGCUGUCAGACGAUGAUGACGAGUUUUGGGAGGAUUUACCAUUAUUAGAUGUUACAAAGAAAAUAGAAUCCAAGAGUGAAGUAGACAUUGCAUCAAAAAGACAGUGUUUAGAAAAGGAAAACAUUCAGAGUGAGAAUGAUUGCAUCAAUGGAGGUGUUAAAAAACAAGUAAGGACUCAGUCUGGUGCUCUGCCAACUCCUGUAUUAAGUAAUUUCACUGGCACAAACCUUCAACAGUCUGCUCAUGGAAAUAGAAUUACUUGUGGAUUUUUUACACCAGUCAAAAGUCCUGAUGAGAGAUCAUCAAAUAAUUCAGAUAUAUUGGAGCCAAGAAAACAAGGAGUUGAGGUAAAUGACAGUAUUUCAAGUGAAAUAGUUGAUACUCCUCACCAUGGGCUCAAUACACCAAGGGGCAUAACUCAUGUAGAAUUUAGUACGCAAAAUAUACAAAGGGGCAUAACCCAUGGAGAACCAAGCACACCAAAUAUGCCAAGGAGCGUAACCCAUGGAGAACCAAGCACACCAAAUAUUUCAAGGGGCUUAACUUAUGGAGAACAAAUUACACCAAAUAUACCAAAAAGGAAAACACCUGGAAAUACUUUGAGUCCUGGCACACCUGCUGCUGACAUGAAUGUUCCAGGAAAUGUAAGAGCAUCCAGUGUUCCUCAAGAAAUACCUGGAAGACGCGGCAAGCGAAAAUUUCCAGGACCAGCUGGUCGUUUACCUAAAUUAAAACCAGGAGAAGUCAUGAAUAAAUCUACAGCUGUUUCACCAGAAUCAGAAAACAAAGGCACCACGGAUGUAAUAAUGUGCUCUCAGAUGAAUGAUGAUGUGUUUAAUGAAUCGUCAUGGAAACUUCUAAAACAAGAUUUAGGACCAGACGCUGAAAUUAUUUUAGAUCAAUUCUCAGUGUCUUCUAGCUUAACAAUGGCGAGUAAGAAGACCUUACCCCAGGGUAAAAUACCACUAUUAUUUGUGAUUGUGGAGUCCCUAGAUUUACAGGGAGCUGGUGGAAGUGUAGUCCUGAAAGACAAAACAGGAAGAAUCAAAGGAACGUUACAUCGGGAUGUGAUUAAAGAAUAUGGUGCUGAUAUUCAGCCUGGUACUACAUUAGUUCUUAGACAGGUUGUCAAGUUGGCCGUUUAUUCAUUAUUAUUAAUGAUUAUGUAUCCAGCUCCAGUUUCAAUUGCGUUUCCACCUGUCGUGCAGGUUGGUGUAGUGAGCCCAACUAACCGAACUCAUUAUUUGAAUAUUACCCCUACCAAUAUGGUUUACCUGAACAGUAACGCCUCCAACGUCAACAGACAUCUCUUUCAUCAUCAUUCUUUAAAACAUUUCAUGGCAGACUUCAAACGGAAAUGCAAACAGGAGCAGCUAGUACAGAAUGGAAACUUGAUGCUUAGUACUCCUCAAAGAUGUUCUAAUAGAAUGAUUCCAAGUGUGAAUUUAUCAACUCCUGUAAUUUGUCAAAAGACAAGUGAACAUAUGCCAAUGUUCGCAAGUCAUGGUGUAAGAGCUUUAACUCCAAACAGUGGUGCGCGUGUAAUGGGAAUCUCAACUCCAAGACCAUUAUUAAGUUGUUAUCAAAGGGCAACGACUCCAAAUAGUGUCAAUAGCAGCAGACUUAGUGAAAAUUUUGGAGGAAACAUGAUUCAACAACAGACCCUCAAUCAAAGGGCAACAACUCCAAAUAGUGUCAAUAGCAGACUUGGUGAAAGUUUUGGAGGAAACAUGAUUCAACGACAGACCCUCAAUCAAAGGGCAACGACUCCAAAUAGUGUCAAUAGCAGACUUGCGGCUCCAAUAAAAAGUACUCCUGUAGGAAACAUAACUCCUAGGUCGACGUUGAAUGUCAACCAAAUAGCAACAACUCCUAACUUUAAUUUCAAUCAAAGGAACACAACUACAGACCAUUGUCUUUCAGGCAGUUAUACUAAGGAAAUUCUUCCUCCUGAUUUUCACAAUUUGGGAUUGAGGCAGCCUUCAAAUAUCAGUCAACAAUUGAAAGGAAACUUGAUGCAUGAAACUUGUGAGAAUUCAAAGUUUACCGAUAUUAGAAAUUCAAGCCAUGGAUACAUAAACAAAACGAAUUCUAUAAAACCAAUCACGACAGAGCAAAGUUCAUCCAGUAGGAUAGUGCCAACUUUUGGCAAGAAGAAAACAAAUCAAGAUGUCCAACUAGCUUCAAAAGUGACUCCAUCUUUUCCAUGCAGUGUUCAAAAUAAGGAAAAUUUCAGUGUCAGUAAAAUUUCAUCAAAUAUAGGGAAUAAUCCUGUUGUGACUCCAAAGACGUCUAAAUUUAGUUUUAAAUCUAAAACCCCCUCUGUGUCACCUGGUGUAAAAACUCCAGUACUGCCAUGCCAAGUUCCUUGGUGCCAGAAAACAACUUCAUCUAAUAAGACUGAUCCUGUAGACUGUGAUAGUCUGUGGCAAGAUGAUGAUAUCAGUGAUGAGAUGUUGACCCAUCUAACAGAAGAUAUGCCUUGAUUAAUAUACCACUUCUAUUGAAAGUUAUAUAUCUUUAUAUUUCAACUGGGCCUGAAAACUUGCUGUAGGCAUGCUAAAAACUUGUGCUGCCAAUGCCUUAAAACCUGUUUUUGAUAUCUAUGUUAUUUUUCUUAUGUUCAGUCAGGAGCAUAUCUAUACUUGAGGCAGAGGGGCAUAAAUUAGAGGUGACUCACUUAGAUGGGAUCUGAGGGCUGCCAGAGAUGCCAAGAAGCCAACAAUUUUGAUUUUGGGGGAGGGGGGGAAGGCAUGGCCCAAUCCACCACUGUGUCAAGUUGUACUGUAUUGUUAUUAUGUGCCAUCAACUUGUUAUUGUUUCUAUAGAUAUAUGGUGCUUGUUAUUUACUUUGAUUUGUAAAUAAAAACAUAUAGAUGUU
This is a messenger RNA of Lottia gigantea (owl limpet), 2973 nucleotides long. RefSeq lists its product as hypothetical. The transcript is spliced from 9 exons. Lineage: Eukaryota; Metazoa; Mollusca; Gastropoda; Lottiidae. Gene Ontology annotation, biological process: recombinational repair. The coding region runs from base 86 to 2578 and encodes 830 amino acids. The record is from RefSeq and is a predicted model, not a curated record.